Messenger RNA from Phaedon cochleariae (mustard beetle), 3486 nucleotides. The record is from the annotation of a GenBank genome assembly. NCBI's taxonomy places the organism in Eukaryota, Metazoa, Arthropoda, Insecta, Coleoptera, Chrysomelidae.
AUGACGGCCGACGAAGGGCCCCAUAAUGCGACCGCCUGCCUCGUCCUCGAGAGGAAGUACUGGUGUUUCCUGCUCUCCUCCAUCUGCACCUUCCUGGCCGGACUGCUCAUCGUGCUGGUAUGGAGGCUGUUCGCGUUCCUGUGCUGCCGCAGGGAGACCGACCUCGGACCGAACGAUCCCAAGCAGAAGGAGCAGAAGGCGGCGCGACAAGGCAAGCAGGAGUUCGAAGGGACUUUCAUGACAGAGGCCAAGGACUGGGCGGGAGAGCUGAUAUCCGGACAAACUACGACUGGCAGAAUUCUGGUCGUCUUAGUAUUUAUUCUAAGUAUAGCAUCUCUAAUAAUAUACUUCAUAGAUGCCUCAAACGAUGGAGUUGAACGCUGCCAAGAGUGGAGUGACAAUAUCACCCAACAAAUCGACCUUGCCUUCAACAUAUUUUUUAUGGUCUAUUUUUUUAUACGAUUCAUAGCAGCUAGCGAUAAAUUAUGGUUCAUGCUAGAAAUGUAUUCGUUUGUGGAUUACUUCACGAUUCCCCCGUCCUUUGCCUCCAUUUAUCUGGACCGUACUUGGAUAGGUCUGCGGUUUCUACGAGCACUACGUUUGAUGACUGUGCCAGAUAUUUUACAAUACCUGAAUAUUUUGAAAACUUCAAGCUCCAUACGCCUUGCUCAACUGGUGUCUAUAUUUAUUUCCGUGUGGCUGACUGCUGCUGGGAUAAUACAUCUGCUGGAGAAUUCUGGAGACCCACUGGACUUCAGCAACCCCCAUCCAUUGCCAUACUGGACCUGUGUAUAUUUUCUCAUAGUCACAAUGUCGACAGUUGGAUAUGGAGACGUCUUCUGUCAUACGGUUUUGGGAAGAACAUUCCUAGUAUUUUUUCUUCUCGUGGGUUUGGCAAUUUUCGCUAGUUGUAUUCCUGAGAUCAUAGACUUGAUCGGAACUAGACCAAAAUAUGGUGGCACACUGAAGAAUGAGAGAGGCCGAAGGCAUAUUGUCGUAUGCGGACACAUUACUUAUGAAUCAGUCUCCCACUUCCUGAAGGAUUUCCUGCACGAGGACAGGGAAGAUGUUGAUGUUGAAGUGGUGUUCUUGCACAGGAAACCACCGGAUCUUGAACUGGAGGGUCUCUUCAAAAGACAUUUCACAACUGUAGAAUUCUUCCAAGGUACCAUCAUGAACCCUAUAGAUCUUCAAAGGGUUAAGGUUCAUGAAGCUGACGCCUGUUUGGUUCUUGCUAAUAAGUACUGCCAAGAUCCUGAUGCCGAAGAUGCAGCUAACAUCAUGCGUGUCAUAUCAAUCAAGAACUACAGUGAUGAUAUCAGAGUCAUCAUCCAGUUGAUGCAAUAUCACAAUAAGGCGUAUUUGCUGAAUAUUCCAUCCUGGGACUGGAAGCAGGGGGACGAUGUGAUAUGCUUAGCAGAACUGAAAUUAGGUUUUAUAGCGCAAUCCUGCCUAGCACCGGGAUUUUCCACUAUGAUGGCCAACUUGUUCGCCAUGAGGUCAUUCAAAACGUCACCCGAUACUCAAGUGUGGCAAAAUGAUUAUCUCCAAGGUACUGGAUGCGAGAUGUAUACCGAAACUCUCUCCCCUUCGUUCACGGGCAUGACAUUCAUCCAGGCCAGCGAGCUCUGCUUCACCAAACUCAAACUCCUUUUGUUGGCCAUCGAGGUGAAAGGAACAGAAGGAGUGGACACAAAAAUAUCAAUAAAUCCUAGAGGUGCGAAAAUCGUAGCCAACACACAAGGAUUUUUCAUUGCCCAAUCUGCUGACGAAGUCAAAAGAGCCUGGUUCUACUGCAAAGCAUGCCACGAUGAGAUAAAGGAUGAAACAUUGAUUAAGAAAUGCAAAUGCAAAAACUUGACGACAUUCAGGAAAGGCGUCAAGGCUAUACAAUUGAUUGGGAAACCAAAUGACCAUCAUCCUCCUCCUACCUUCACUCCACCAGAGUUGCCCAAGAAAGAUCAUAUUCGAGUGGUCAACAGGAACCAGCAGAAUCACCGUAACAGUACAGUCCCUACAGCUAACAUGAUCAAUUCCAUUAAACAAGUCAAUAAAGUGAAACCAAACAUCACCAGAUCAUCUACAGAUAAUAUGGUUACUUCUCCAAGUUAUAAUUCCAGAGAGUCGGAGCAAGAACCUACAUCUUAUGCCGGCUAUCAUCUAGCCUAUGAAGUGAAAAAACUCAUGCCAACGAGUCGAAGUAGUGGAGGGACAAAUCAAAACAAUAAUGGAGUUGCUCUACCCGUUGGUUUGGCCGAUGAUCAGGCCAAAGACUUUGAUUUUGAAAAAACUGAAAUGAAAUACGAUAGCACAGGAAUGUUUCAUUGGGGACCUGCACGAAAUCUCGAAGAAUGCAUACUGGAUAGAAAUCAGGCUGCAAUGACAGUUUUGAAUGGGCAUGUCGUUGUUUGUCUAUUUGCGGAUCCAGACUCCCCAUUAAUUGGACUAAGGAACCUAGUUAUGCCUCUUAGAGCAAGUAAUUUUCAUUAUCAUGAGCUCAAACAUGUCGUCAUUGUAGGAUCGGUCGACUACAUCAGAAGGGAGUGGAAAAUGCUGCAGAAUUUACCAAAAAUAUCGGUCUUGAAUGGUUCACCUCUGAGUAGGGCAGACCUUAGAGCUGUAAACGUGAAUCUGUGCGACAUGUGUUGCAUUUUGUCAGCCAAAGUACCAAGUAACGAUGAUCCCACGUUGGCAGAUAAAGAAGCAAUCUUAGCCUCAUUGAAUAUCAAAGCUAUGACCUUUGAUGAUACGAUAGGUGUUUUGAGUCAGGCGAAUGGAACAAAAGAAGCUGGUACGCCAGUAGGAAGUCCUAUCAUUCUACAAAGACGUGGGUCAGUUUAUGGGGCGAAUGUUCCCAUGAUAACAGAAUUAGUGAAUGACAGUAACGUUCAAUUUCUGGAUCAAGAUGAUGACGAUGAUCCUGAUACGGAACUUUACUUAACUCAGCCUUUUGCGUGUGGUACAGCAUUUGCUGUGAGUGUGCUAGAUUCACUAAUGUCUACAACAUAUUUCAACCAGAACGCCUUAACCCUAAUAAGAUCUCUAAUUACUGGAGGUGCAACUCCCGAAUUGGAAUUGAUUCUAGCAGAAGGGGCAGGAUUACGAGGAGGUUAUAGUACUGCGGAUAGUUUAUCAAACAGAGAUCGUUGUAGAGUAGGUCAAAUAUCGUUGUACGAUGGACCACUUGCUCAGUUCGGAGAAACAGGAAAAUAUGGUGAUCUAUUUGUUGCUGCAUUGAAACAAUUUGGCAUGUUGUGUAUUGGACUAUACAGAUUCAGGGAUACAAGUUCUUCUUGUGAUGCAAGCAGCAAAAGAUAUGUCAUAACAAAUCCGCCAGACGAUUUUCACUUACUACCUACCGAUCAGGUUUUUGUCCUCAUGCAGUUUGAUCCUGGCCUAGAAUAUAAACAGGUGAAAGGAAAAGCCGGUACAGGUCAAGGUAGCGGAACAGGAGGAGGAGGCACAAACAAAGACGAGAACUCUUGA